Prunus armeniaca (apricot) is the source of this 450-nucleotide messenger RNA. Lineage: Eukaryota; Viridiplantae; Streptophyta; Magnoliopsida; Rosales; Rosaceae. The record is from the annotation of a GenBank genome assembly.
AUGAUUGAUGUUACUAUGGGAAUGACACAUAGAUGUGGUGGUGAUGGAGUAGAGGUGGUGCUCAUGAUGAAGGUGGAGUUGGUGGUUGUGGUAGUGGUGGUGGUGGGGAUGGCGGUUGUGGAGGUUUUAGAGGAGGUAGUGGUUGUGAUGGUAGUAGUGGUGGUGGUGGUGAUGGAAGUAGUGGUGGUGGUAGUGAUUGUGGUGGUGGUGGAGGUGGAGGUUGAGGAGGUGGUGGUGGAUGUGGUGGAAGAGGAGGUGGUUGUGGUGGUGGUGGCAGAGGAUGAUGAUGAGGAGGAGGAGGUGGUGGUGGUGGUGGUGGUGAUGGUGGUGGUGGCGGCAGCGGCGGUGGUUGCGGAGGUAGUAUAUGUGGUGGUACAAGUGGUGGAGUUGGAUGUGGAAGUGGAGGUGGUGUCAUUUUUUAAAAUGAAUUAUGGUAUUUUGGGAAUUUAA